This is a messenger RNA of Ornithorhynchus anatinus (platypus), 4495 nucleotides long. RefSeq names its product APC down-regulated 1 like (gene APCDD1L). Gene Ontology annotation, biological process: negative regulation of Wnt signaling pathway. Gene Ontology annotation, molecular function: Wnt-protein binding. The coding region runs from base 46 to 1572 and encodes 508 amino acids. The record is from RefSeq and is a predicted model, not a curated record. The transcript is spliced from 4 exons. Gene Ontology annotation, cellular component: plasma membrane. Lineage: Eukaryota; Metazoa; Chordata; Mammalia; Monotremata; Ornithorhynchidae.
GGGGCGGCCGGGGGCCGUGGUGCCGAGCAGGGGAGCCCCGCGGCCAUGGGCUGCUACUGGUGGCUGAUCGUGGCCCUAGGAGCCUGUGCAUCUGGAAGCCCGCAGUGGGAUGUUCCUCGGAGGCCGCAGCCCGGCGCCGCCCGGCUGCACUGGGAGUCGCAGUGCCAGUAUCAACUGCGCCACCUUCAGGACGGCGCCAGAAUUGCAGUCGUGCUGCCUCCACGCCUGGAAGGCCACUGGAUUUCCAUCGGCUGUGAGGUGCGUCCAGGACCAGAGUUCCUCACCAGGUCAUACAUGUUCUACUCCAGCCGCAUGUUUAAGGCUUACCAGUUCUACUACCGGGACCCUGCCUGUAGGGACCCAUCCCACUCCCUGGUCAUCAAGGGCAAACUCCGCCUGCGUCAGGCCUCUUGGAUCACCCAAGGGGCGACCGAGGCGGACUACCACCUCCACAAAGUGGGCAUUGUCUUCCACAGCCAGAGCGCCAUGCGGGAGGUGGCUGCCCGAAUCAAUGAGACGAGCAGCAGCGGCUGUAGCAGGUCUCUCCCCCCGGGCAAGACCUGGGCCCCCGGAACCGUCUACGAGCUCUUGAGCGCUAAGGCCGAGCGGGACUGCACCGCGGCCCUGGGCUUUACCAUGCACGAGCUCAGCCUGAUCCGCGUGGAAAAACGUUAUCAGCUAAACCAGCCGCAGGGGAGUCGAGUGGUGGAGGAGCUGUACCUGGGGGACGUCCACACGGAAUGGUCCGAGAGGCUCCGCUACAGGCCAACGGGAUAUCAGCGCCCGUUGCAGAGUGCCCUGCAUCACGUCCAUCCGUGUCCGGCCUGUGGCAUCAUCUAUAGAUCUGAUGAGCACCAUCCUCCCCACCUGCCACGCCAGGCGACACUGCCCAUGCGGCUCAGUGGCAGGUGGGCCAGCGCCCAGUGUGAGGUGCGUCCGGCCGUGCUGUUUCUCACCAGGCUCUUCACUUUCCACGGCAGCAACCGCACGUGGGAAGGAUACUAUUACCACUUCUCUGACCCUGCCUGCAGGCAGCCCACCUUCACCGUGUACGCUUCUGGACACUACACCAAAGGAGUCCCAUCUUCGAAGGUGAAGGGUGGGACGGAGCUGGUCUUCAGAGUGACCCAGGCUCGGGUCACCCCCAUGGAUCAGGUGACGGUCGCUAUGCUGAACUUCUCUGAGCCAGGGAGUUGCGGGGAUGGCGGUUCCUGGGCAGCCGGAAUAGAGCAGGACAUUACGCUGACAAACGGAUGUGUGCCCUUGGGCAUCAAGCUUCCUCAUGUGGAAUAUGAACUCUUUAAGAUUGAACAAGACUCAAAGGAUCGCAGCUUGCUCUUUAUCGGAGAAAGACCAACUGAUGGAUCCAGCCCAGACAGGCCGGAGAAGCGCCCCACUUCCUACCAAGCCCCUCUUAUCCAAUGUGCAGGGAUCGCCGGUGUGUUUUCUCAUCAUAAUUAUCAGAGCCACUGGCUUGAAAAAUACACUAAUGCUGGAAGUCCAUCAUUGGAAGCGUGCCCUGCAACCUUUCUGCUAUUGGUCAUAGUGCUGCCAUUUUUAAGAGGGGUUUAAAAUGGUGAAACCUCUCGAUCCUGGACAGGAAAAGGAUCUGAAUCAGUCAGGUUCACAUAUGCAUUUAUGUCAUAUUUGGGUAAGCACAAAGUGAACUCGCCUUGUUUUUUAUCCUUAAGACUUGGUACCCUACUAUGUGCAUGUGUGUCUACAUAUAUGUAUACUGUCUCUCUCUUUACAUAUAUACAUGUAUACAUAUAUAUAUGCAUAUGUAUAGGUAUCCAACAGUGGACAAAGAUAGUGUACUGCCAAUUUGCCAGAGUGAACUGUGCACCUGGGGCACACUUGUUUCCAAAACUACAUUACACACUAUUCAGUUUUGAAGAUAGGAAUUAAAGAUGUUCUUUUUAGCUUUCAGCAUUUCUGUAGUUUAACUAAGGGCUUUAAUCCAAGGAGAAACCUGCCUUCCCAAGUGUCAGCAGCUUAAUUCCUCAAGUUGGGUUUCAUCUCCCUGUUUAUACCAAAUUCAGGCCUCAAGAUCUCUCAACCCAACUAAAAAACACACCUCUUCAGGACCUCCACUUACAUGGAGAGUCUAGCACAUGGAGAGUCACAGAGAACAGCACAUGGGGAGAGAACUAAGGUAUUAAAGGAAGAUGGAUCUAUUUAGUUUUACUGAGAUGUCUAGCCUCAGGAAAUCAGUGAAAAAUGUCAUUUGCAGAGAUUGCGUCAAACCACUAGUAAAUAGUAUUAUUUCUCUCUUACCAUUGGGUAAACUACCUUUGGAAGAUACCCCUGAACUAGCAAAAUGAGAAAGAAUGCCUUUUUCCAGCACCUUCUCUAACCAUUUCUUUAUACUUCUAGUAGGGCUAUUUUAACUUAAGAGAAUACCCAUAACAGUGAUUCAUCAGCAUAUUGAUCUCUUGCACCAAUCCAUCGUCCUUUAUACCAGGCUAAAAACAGGACCAGAAUUCCCAGGGAAAAGAUGUUUGUACUCCAAGGUCAACAUGAAGUUACACCAGGGAACACCUAGUUGCUACUUCCUAGAAGCCUCUUUGGCUUAUAGCUGUUUCAUUCAUUCAAUCGUAUUUAUUGAGCGCCUACUGUGUGCAAAAAACUGUACGAAGUUUUCCAAACAGCAAUCCCAGAUCACCCUGUUGUACACCCUAAUUGGGGUGUUUCUGGACCUGUAUGCUCUAGAAUUCUAAAGGUUCACUGUAAGGUUUGAUUUGUGUUCCUGGGAAUGAUUCAAAUUCUGGUGGAGCCAAGUUGCUGAAACUUUAUUUCCAUGAGUUUCCCUCAUUGAUAUUUGUAUACAUUUUUUUACCUAUUGCGCAUUUGGCAGGGUGAACAUUUGUCUUCAUCAUUAAACUGGGAGCUCCUUGAGUACUAGGCUCAUGUCCUUCUAUUAUAUAUUCCUAAGCAUCAAGUGAAGUGCUCUGCACCUAGUAGCCACUCAAUAAAUGCUGUGUUGGUGAUGUUCAAAGAGUGCCCCAUUCCAGUCACUGGCUCUACUUACCCUAGGUGAAUAAUUGCUGUUUAAAGUGCCUGCACAACUUUGGUGCUAAUUCACUGUCCUAACACCAUAAUAGGUCAAAGCAUCUGUCAGAUUAGAUGCAUCCGAGUUUCCUAUGUUAAAAAUGCAGUAUUUUUUUUGCAAGUUUGUAGUAUUUCAGUUACAUGAUUUAGAUUUACAGGUUUUCAUAAAUUCAUAGUUUUUGGGAGGAAAGGAGUUGUGCAUGUUAAUAUUUCUGGUCCAGAUCAUUUUGUUCUUUGACAUGUUACAAUUUUUUGUCAGAAAAGUUAAAUCAUGUGCAUCAACACCAGUACAGGCUUAAAAAUGCUCUUUCUGGUUAUUGGGCUAUUGGCUUUGGUUCUAAUUUUAAUCCAGGGAGUGACUUUAGUACGAUUCAAAUCCAAAGUCAGAGCAAAUAUUUGGAAUGUUUGCAGUCCAGCUGGAACCCAAAUUCAUCAAAUAGACUUUGGAAAUAGGUGAGAUUUUAAAAGUUGUUUUGUUGUUCUGUCAGACAAUAUCAAACUCACAAAUGUAUAUUUAAGGAGAAAUAAUGCUUCUACUAUUCAGAGCUCUGAUGUAUAGAUGUCUUGGUUCCAUUUUCCUAAUGGCUGGAAGACUGGACUUUUGGAUGCCAAAGUUUUACAAAGGCUUCCUGCUUGGUGGGAGAAUUUGCUAUUUAGACCAAAAAAAACCACAAAAUAACAUCAACAACAAAACAAACAAAACCCCAAGCAAAUAAGUAUUUACUGGAAUCACUGUAUACUCAGGGAUUGAGUUAAUGUUUCUGAUCUGAUUUUUAUUACUCCUGUUACCCUCUCCUUCAGAAUGGAAGUUUAGAGUUUAGGACCUGAAUGUACAUAAACCAGAAUAUGUACCUGGUGAGCACAAAUACCCGUAUACAUACACAUAGUUGUCCUUCAUACUCCAAGAUGUCUGAUGGUUGGAAAGGCCAGUCAGUGCAGGAUUUACUGUCCUGACCACACUUGUGCACAAACAAAGAUUUCUUUGUUGGACUGCCAAGUUUGUUGUUUGCAGUGCCUGGUAAUAUUUUCAAUACAGCCUGUUCAUCUCAUGAUCCUUGGAGAGCUUUUGCUUAAAAAGAGUUGUUCUGUCUGCUAGUAUCGCAAUAAUGCCUGAAGUUUUGUCUUAAUGUCUCUUCAAACGUUUUGUUGACUCCCAUUUUCAGCUCAUCAUACAAUGCUGUUUAGAUAUCCUAUCGCUUAUGCUUUUCCCCAUCCCACCCAGAGAAGCUGUGAUGAGUUGAGCACAGCUUCAACGUCAGAAGACUGACUUUGUCAUUUGGUGAUAUUGUCUUGUUACUUUAUUGACUAUGAACAAUAAAUGACCCCACUGUAACAGAGUCAGAUGUAGUGUCCACAGAAAAUGCUGAAGACCUUCAUUUUGAGAGCUCAUAACACACGGUUGCCACACCCUGUUGAAGUUUCCCAAAAUAUAUGCUGACCUCGA